AUGGUGGAAGCGGAUCGCCCUGGGAAGCUCUUCAUUGGCGGGCUCAACCCCGAAACCGACGAGAAAGCCCUCGAGGCAGAGUUUGGCAAGUAUGGCCGCAUCAUCGAGGUGCUCUUGAUGAAAGAUCGAGAAACCAGCAAGUCCAGGGGCUUCGCGUUCGUCACCUUCGAAAGCCCCGCAGACGCCAAGGCCGCCGCCAGAGACAUGAACGGCAAGUCCCUGGAUGGUAAGGCCAUCAAGGUGGCCCAGGCCACCAAGCCGGCGUUUGAGAGCGGCCGGCGGGGCCCGCCGCUGUCCCGCAGCCGCGGUCGCCCGCGGGGCCUGCGCGGGACCCGCGGGGGCGGCGGCGGCCCGCGGGCAGCCCCGGCCAGGGCCUUGCCGCUCAUCUCUCUAGCGCCGCCCCUAGCGUAUGUGGGCCCGCUGCGCCGGGAGCCGCCGCCCCCGCGCCGGGACCCCUACCUGGGUCCCCGGGAGGAGGGCUACUCGCCGAGGGACGGCUACUCGAGCCGAGACUACCCGAGCGCCCGCGACCCGCGCGAGUUUGCCCCCUCGCCCAGAGAGUACACCUACCGCGACUACGGCCACUCCGGCGCCCGGGACGACUGUCCAUCGAGAGGCUACGGCGACCGCGACGGCUACGGGGUUCGCGACCGCGACUACGCGGAUCAUCCGAGCGGAGGCUCCUACCGAGACCCCUUCGAGAGCUACGGGGACCCGCGCAGCGCCGGCCCCGCGCGGGGGCCCCCGCCAUCUUACGGCGGCGGCGGAGGCCGCUACGACGAGUACCGGGGCUGCUCCCCCGACGCCUACGGCGGCGGCCGCGACGGUUACGGCGGUGGCCGGAGCGACCACUACUCGAGGGGCCGCGACCGGGUAGGCAGAGUGGAUCGCGGGCUGCCCUCGUCCAUGGAGAGGGGGUGCCCCCCGCCGCGCGAUUCUUACUGCCGGUCGGGCCGCAGGGCCCCCCGGGGCGGAGGCCGCCUAGGAAGCCGCUCGGAGAGAGGGGGAGGCCGGAGCAGAUACUAA
This is a messenger RNA of Equus quagga, 1026 nucleotides long. It is a transcript of the gene RBMXL2, whose product is annotated as RBMX like 2. Gene Ontology annotation, cellular component: spliceosomal complex. Gene Ontology annotation, biological process: positive regulation of mRNA splicing, via spliceosome. NCBI's taxonomy places the organism in Eukaryota, Metazoa, Chordata, Mammalia, Perissodactyla, Equidae. The coding region runs from base 1 to 1026 and encodes 341 amino acids. Gene Ontology annotation, molecular function: RNA binding. The transcript has 2 exons. The record is from RefSeq and is a predicted model, not a curated record.